Molecule: messenger RNA, 824 nt
Organism: Clunio marinus
Lineage: Eukaryota; Metazoa; Arthropoda; Insecta; Diptera; Chironomidae
Source: the annotation of a GenBank genome assembly
AUGUACUGUCUUCAAUGUCUCCUUCCUGUAAGUACUUCUAUUACCAAAACCAUCAGAGACAAACAAUUUCUUCAUACACAGACUGUUUCUAAUACUUUAUCUCAUAUCAUUCUUUUUGGAACGAAAGCCAUGCACACUUUGUUCACUCGUUUUCAUUACUGCAGUUUUCCUACUAUGCCAGAGCGGAAUAGGAAAUUGUCUAUUCUGGCGAAAUUGUACGGAGACAUCAUGUUAAAAGGUUUCUGAGAUCGAUAAACUUCAAAAUUAUUCAAGGCAACUUACACGUCAUCCUUCAUCCUGCUUCGAACUGAACUUACUUUCAAUUCAUAAACGAAAGAUUAGAAAGUUAAACUUAAUUACGAUUUAAUUAGUACGUUUAAAGAGGAAGUUAAAAAUUCUUAGUGGUCUCCUCAAUUCAUCCGAAGCAGGUCGACAGUAGCCAAAGUUAUAAACCAUUUUUUUAUUUUUCCUUUAAUGAAAAUCAAUCAAUUGACAAUGAAGUUUCAAUGAACGAAAUAUUAUCUAUAUUAAAUCUUAGAUGCAGCGUUGAUAUUAUUAAUAAUUCAACUAUUAUCUAUUUAAUGCAUUAUUGAGGAAGAGAAAAUGUGAUUACAUUAACGAUAAGAAAGAAUUUUGUAAAUACAUUUUGAUUUAUGUGUGCAAUAGUGAUGAUGAUAAAGGAUUGAAUUCCUUUAUAUUAUUGAUAUUAAGUUGACAGAACGGAAAAAAUGUUUUAAAAGUUGUAAAUAUUCUUGUUGGAUUUUCUUUAUUUCAUUCUAAAUAAAAAAUCGAAAUCGAGAAUAAAAUUUAAAAAAAAAGUGAAC